Molecule: messenger RNA, 892 nt
Organism: Diatraea saccharalis (sugarcane borer)
Lineage: Eukaryota; Metazoa; Arthropoda; Insecta; Lepidoptera; Crambidae
Source: the annotation of a GenBank genome assembly
UUUCCGCCGGGCAUCAAGGAGAGACGCAUCGUCAUUGUGGUAACGCGAAGCGUUUAAUUUAGUGGAUUCACAAAAUAAGCAACAUGUCUUUGCCCCGUGUCUACUUGGACGUUAAUGCCGAUGGAUCAUCUCUUGGACGAAUCGUUGUUGAGUUGAGAACAGAUGUAACACCUAAGACCUGUGAAAAUUUCCGUGCCUUGUGCACCGGAGAGAAAGGUUUCGGUUACAAGGGCUCAACCUUCCACCGUGUCAUCCCCAACUUCAUGUUGCAAGGGGGUGACUUCACAAACCACAAUGGCACUGGUGGCAAGUCCAUCUAUGGCGAGAAGUUUGCUGAUGAGAACUUCGUCCUGAAGCACACUGGGCCUGGCGCUCUUUCCAUGGCAAAUGCCGGGCCUAACACUAAUGGCUCCCAGUUCUUUAUUACCACUGUUAAGACUUCCUGGUUGGAUGGCAGACAUGUUGUCUUCGGAAAUGUUGUUGAGGGCAUGGAUGUGGUUAAAAAAGUAGAAGCUCUGGGAUCUCAGUCGGGCAAACCCUCCAAGAAAGUUGUGAUCUCCGACUGUGGUCAGCUUUCCUAAAUUAAUUCUAUAUUAAAGAGUAAUAACAAUGUUUAAGUUUAACACUAUUUCCUCCUAAGCAAUACCUUCCCAGACAAGAAAUGUAAAGUUAACCAUGGGUCAUUCCAAUUUUGUUAAUAAAAUUAUGCAAUGUUUAGGUCACUUAUUAGGAAUAGCAUUUAUUUCUAUGCAUUAUUCUUAAUAAAUUAUAUUAAUUCAUAGAUAUAGACAUUCUAACAUUCUAGAUGUCUGUGGCUAGCUAUUAGGGAGUCUGCUAUCAGCUAAUUGCCAUUUUAUGUCACUCUCAUUGUAUGAAUAAUAACUUAAAUGAG